AUGCUGCUGAAGCAUCUCAUCAAGGUCUGCUCCGAAGGGAAGGAGGCAGAUACAUCCAAGGGGGUCAACUUGGACGGGAAGAGCAAGACGCCCGGUGAUAUCUGGAAUGGAAGGUUAGACGGGGACAAGGAGGAGGCCACAGUGACUUUUCGCGGAUCCGAUCUCCUGCAGGGAGUCCUGGACAAGGCAUCUUUCGGUGCCGAGACGGCCGGAAUCACGCACAUGUGCUUCGAGCUCAUGGGUGGCCGACUUGUCAGUCUCUGGCUUUCCGGGAUCGCCAGGCUUUUCACUCUGCUGUUGCAGAUGCGGGGCUUCACGUGCGCCUACGAAGACCUGGUCCUCAGACCGGAAAUCGACGAGAAGAGGACGGAGCUGGUCAAGGGAGCGCGGUUGGCCGCAAAGGAGGUGGCUGAACAGUGGAUCCACAAGCAUGGUGCAGGCGAAGAGCUGGCAGCGAACCCCACGCCAAGCGCACUUUCAAAGGCAUCCAAGCAUCUGUUUCAGCAGAAGGAGACCGUGGAGCACUUUGAGGGCUUGAUCAUUGGCAAGAUGAAGGAGUUCUGGUCCGGCAUGAUCAACAAGUGCAUUCCCAUUGGCCAGCGGCUCCCUGUUCCCCGGAACUGCUUUGCAUCCAUGGUGCAGACGGGAGCCAAAGGGUCCAAAGUCAAUCAGUCGCAAGUCAGCUGCUGCUUGGGACAGCAGGAGCUGGAGGGUCGCCUUCCACCCUUGAUGACGACGCAGAGGUCCCUGCCGUGCUUUGCCGUGCGUGAUCUCUCCAACCGAACCCGAGGCUACAUCGCUGACCGAUUCUUAACGGGCAUCCGACCGCAGGAAUUCUUCUUCCACUGCAUGGCCGGGCGAGAAGGUCUCGUGGACACGGCUGUGAAGACGUCACGCUCAGGCUACUUGCAGCGAUGCCUCGUGAAGCAUUUGGAGGCACUCAAGGUGAGCUAUGAUCAUACCGUGCGCGACAGUGAUGGCUCCGUUCUGCAGUUUCUCUACGGAGAGGACGGCGUCGAUGUCACUCGCGCAACGUACCUUUUCAAGUUCGACGAGCUGCGGUCCAACUUCCACUUCUUCGCGCAACCUGUGAAAAGCAAACUACAGCAGAUGAGCCAAAGCAGCCAAGCUGUGGAUAUCCAGUGUGCGCGCCUCUUCUUGGCCGCCAGACAGGCAGCCAAAGAUGGCAACCUCCCGAAGGCCCUCGAGGCUGUGGAGGCAUUGCUGAAAUUGCAGACGGAGUUAGACUCCUGCUCUUUGCUUUCCUUGAAGGCGCUGCGCAAGAAGCUGCGGAGCCACAUCAAGAAGGGCACUGCCGCUGAGUGUGACCGCCUAUUCGAUCCCAUUUCUGCAGUGCUGGGGCCUUCGCAUUACUACGGAGCGACAUCGGAGAAGCACGAGGAAGCACUGCAGAAGUAUCUCAAGCAGAGCACAGAGAGCGGGCAGAUGACGAGCAAGGAGGCAAAGCACUUCGAGCGCGCAAUGCAUCUGAAGUUCCAGCGCACGCUGGCCGAACCUGGCGAAGCGGUUGGUGUCAUUGCAGCCCAAAGCAUGGGAGAACCGAGCACCCAGAUGACGCUCAACACCUUCCACUUGGCAGGACAUGGAGGUGCCAACGUGACUUUGGGAAUCCCACGGCUUCGCGAGAUCAUCCAAACGGCCUCAAGGAGCUGCUCCACACCGCUGAUGACUGUGCCUGUGCUGAGUGCGGGUCCCGACGGCAAGCCUGCGUCGCUCCAGCAGCGAAUUGCAGCUGCCCAAGCGCUGAAGCGACGAUUCAGAAAGGUGACGGUGAUGGACUGCGUGGCCAGAUUGGUCGUGAACGAAAGCGUCCGACUCAUCGGCUCCAAGGCUGUCUGGGUGUACCACUGUCGGAUCGAGUUCAUGCCGCUGGACGAGCUUUGCAAGGCCGUGCCUUAUGUCACGCGGGAGCGGCUGAAGAACUUCGUCGAAACCACCGUCGUUCGUGAGCUGAAGAAGCAGCUGAGCAAGAUCAUCAGCGAAGCCAAGGACGUGAAGGUCAAGGUGGCAAAGCGAAGCAAAGCUGCUGCAACUGGCACUGGCGACACAGGCGGAGAUGCGCCAGAAGCAGCUGAGGCCGAGGAGGAGGAGCAGCCCGAGGAUUCCGGCAAGAAGGCCAAGAAGAAGAGAAGAAGAAUUCUUGGAGCAGAAGACAAGGCAGAGGAGGAGGAGCGAGUUGCAGAUGCCAUGGACGCAGAGGCUGACGGAGGCGACGCAGAGGAGGAGGAGAGUCUCUCUUCAGGCUUCUACACCUCGGUAGACGGCGAUGAUGAGAGGGCCAUCGAAGAUCCUGACGAACAGGAGUUGGAAGGAGCUGAGGGAACCAAGGGUGAUGAGGAGGAAGACGAAGAAGGAGCGGAUGAGGGGAAGAGAGACAAAGACGAGGAGGAGCAAGAGGAGGAAGAGGCUCCGGCCGAGGGUGGUGCGGACAUGGCGUCUCCGAAGGGGAAGCGCGCGAAAAAAGGAGACACGGGUGGAACGAAGGAGGAGCGGGAGGACGAUGAGAAAGACGGUGGUUCUGGAGGCAUCCAGAAGGCCAAGACCGGCACCCAGGAAGGCUCGAAAAACCGGAAGACCAAGACCGGCAGCAGCGCGCGACAGCUCGGAGACAAAGCCGCUUCCUUGCAAAGCCAGGCCGAGAAGGACCUUGGCGAGGCUUUGAAGGAGGACAACCUGGUUUGGCGAUCAGAGCUGAGGGGCGAUUCGAUGUCGAUCAUCGUGAACCACAACCAUUCCCAGUGCCCUCACAGUCUGUUUGUUGGGGAGGUGUUGCGAGGAGUUCUGUCGACCGCAACAUUGCAGGAUCCCGCGUGUGACGGGGUGGAGGCAGUUCAUGUGAAAGUUGAGAAUGACAAGGUGAGCCUGGAGUGCGAGGGGAUCAACCUCUUCGGCCUGCUGUGCUUGCCUCCCACACUUGUAGCACACAGCCAGAUCUACACCAACAACAUCAGGCACAUCCUGGAGACUUUUGGGGUUGAAGCUGCGCGUGCAUCGGUUGUCCGAGAAGUUCGCGGUGUCUUUGGCCACUACGGGAUUCAGGUGGAUCACCGCCACCUCUCGCUGAUUGCAGACUACAUGGCCCAAGCGGGCGGCUUGCGGCCGUUCAAUCGCAUGGGGAUGGUACAUUGUACAUCGCCACUACUGCAGAUGUCCUACGAGACGACCAUGCAGUUCCUGUCUGGCGCGUGCAAGGAAGAUCUGCUCGACAAUAUGAUCUCGCCUGCAAGCGCUAUCGUGCUUGGGCAGCCUCCUGCUGUCGGCACUGGCGUGGUGAAUCUGCUGGUGGAUCUGGAUCCGCCGGAUCCACCAUGGAAGAAGCAGAGGCGCUUCAAGUUCCCCGUGUGA
Molecule: messenger RNA, 3366 nt
Organism: Symbiodinium sp. CCMP2456
Lineage: Eukaryota; Dinophyceae; Suessiales; Symbiodiniaceae
Source: the annotation of a GenBank genome assembly